Molecule: messenger RNA, 615 nt
Organism: Drosophila willistoni
Lineage: Eukaryota; Metazoa; Arthropoda; Insecta; Diptera; Drosophilidae
Gene: Ppcdc
Product: phosphopantothenoylcysteine decarboxylase
Exons: 3
Coding region: 1-585 (194 amino acids)
Biological process (GO): coenzyme A biosynthetic process
Cellular component (GO): phosphopantothenoylcysteine decarboxylase complex
Molecular function (GO): FMN binding; phosphopantothenoylcysteine decarboxylase activity
Source: RefSeq, a predicted model, not a curated record
AUGAAACCCGAACGUAAUGUGAUUAUUGCAGCCACCGGAAGUGUGGCUACCAUUAAGUUAUCUGCCUUAAUAAUCGCUUUAAGUGAUGAACAGUUACCCUAUAAAUUUAAUUUAAAAGUUAUCAUUACCGAAGCAGCCAAACAUUUUUUUGAACUAGAGCAAAUACCCGAAAAUGUUCCUAUCUAUCAUAAUCGUGAUGAGUGGAUUAAUUGGAAUAAACGCGGGGAUCCUGUGAUCCAUAUUGAUUUGGGCAAAUGGGCGGAUCUUCUGGUGAUUGCCCCACUUAGUGCAAAUUCUUUAUCCAAAAUAGCCUCUGGGAUUUGUGAUAAUUUCGUGAUGUGUGUUGUACGCGCUUGGAAUUUGGAGAAACCAUUACUUUUCGCACCUGCCAUGAAUACCCGAAUGUAUGAUCAUCCCAUUACAAAGGAGCAAAUUGAUAAGCUAAUCAGUUGGGGUUACAAAGAAAUUCCCUGCAUUUCCAAGACUUUGAUGUGCGGUGAUACGGGAAAUGGUGCCAUGGCAGAGGUCUCGACCAUCAAAGAUUCUGUUGUGGCUGCUUUUCAAUUACAACAUCCAACUGAAUAAAAAAUAAUUAUAAUUUGUUAUGAGAAAAUA